GGGAGAGGGCGGUGAUGCGGCUGGAGGUGCCGAUCAGUGUCAGGUUGGAGAGGAGACGAGAGGGAGCUGCGAGCGCUGGAAGAAUAGGUCGUUGAAUGGAAAGACGUAUUCAUGGAGAGAUGGCUGACCAGCCCAUAUCUGUGGGUCAGGGGGUCCAAAUUCGAUUUAUCGACGACUUGAAAGAGAACCACAAGCCGCGGAGAGGACGGUCGAAGCAGGAGUCCUACGGGGUGGCCAUCCGCGUCCAAGGAAUUGAUGGACAACCUUUUGUGGUUCUGAACAGCGGAGACAAAGCCAAGUCUUCAUACGGCGUUCAGAUAAAAACCGACAAUGGCUAUGGAAACGCGCCCCCCAACCCCCCACCUGACUACCAGGGAAUCGCCUCCAAGGCCAAUCACACGGUCCGGUCUAUCGACGUGGACAUGCCAGAAAACCCCUACGAGAUGAAGGGGGGCUUCAGACCGCCUGGAUCGCAGUACAGCAGCACUUCAGACGAAGAGCAGAAUGCCAAGCCUCGCAGUAAGCCACGGGCCCUACAGCCUACGCGAAGGGAGGAGCUUAGGAGAUCCCAGUCGCACAACUCCUUACUGGACCAUGAAUUGGAAGAUUCAUGCGGCAAUGAUGGACACUACAGCGAGCGGUCCUCCACUCUCGACACAACGUACUCUCAGUCUUCCAGCAGCCGCGGCAGUCUGAAGAAGCUCGAUAAUGGCGACUACUCGACCAGAGGCGGGUACAAGCCAGCGACCAGCCAACAGCCUACCUCCUAUUCCAGCAGGUCUUCCCAACAGAGGAAGGACAUCCCCUCGCCCUCUUCACCAAAGCUGCCGAGCGUGGACAUCGACACCAAACCCCUCUCCUCCGUCGACUCGCUCAUCAAUAAAUUCGACACCCAGACCAAGAUGCGGGGGAGGACGGGGCGACGCAGCCAAGUUCUGAAAGAGGACCGAAAACGGUCUCAGAGCCUGGACGGGCGGAAGUCUCGCCAAGACACCACCGACAGCCGGGAGGUCCAAACGGUGGAGAGGAUUGUACAGCCAGAGAGUCGAGUGUUCACCAGGCAGUCGCUGGAGAAGGAGGACAUCAACAGAACCCGACUGACCAAAGAGUGGCUGGACCAAACCUUGGAGGAACCGGUGAUCCAAAGACCGCAGAGGACGGUGCAGGCGGAAAUGCAGCAGCUGAAAAGUACCCCAGACCUCCUGAAGGACCAGAAAAAAGACGAAAGUGACCCCACUCGGGAAAUGAUUUACAGCAUCCUGCGGGACGGAUCUAAUGACAGUGAGGUGAUGCUGAGGAAGAAGACCGGCCUUCUCCUGGAGAAGUUUCAAGCCUUGCGGACCUCUCCUGGAGAAGACACCCGAACUUUUGUUAACCAGAAUAAGGAACUGGAGAAGAAAGUUUCUCAGCUCCAGCAACAGCUUGACGAUGAGAUAAAGCAAAGGAUGAAGCAGGAGAUCUCGCGGGAUCGUCCCACAGCUUCUGUACAGAGAUUGGAAAUCAAGCUGGAGGAGAGCAUGGAGGAAUGUAAGAAGCUGAGAGAGUUGGUGGAGAAGAAGAAAAAUGAGCUGAGCUCUAUGAAUCAAGAGUUGAUCGAAGUUCGGAUGAGCAAAGAACAGGUGGAAACCAAAAUGAGGUCCCUGGAGGUGAAGCUGCAGGACGCCAAGGAAGAGGUGACCAGGCAGCGGACGCAGGGGGUGUCGGGAGACAAGAGCGCCCUGUUGAAGGAGCUGCAAGAGAUGCAAGACGAACUGGACGAUGUUCUGCAGAUCCGCUACAAGCAGGACGAGCUGCUGAGACAGAAGGAUCGCGAACUGACCGCCCUGAAGGGGGCGCUGAAAGACGAGGUGGCCAAUCACGACAAGGAGAUGGACCAAACGCGUCAGCAGUACCAGAAGGACUUGCAGCAGCUAAGGAAAAACAUGGACAACGUGUCCCAGGAUCAGAUCAGCCUGGAGUCCGAGCGUCAAAAGAUCAAUCAGGUGGUGAGGAACCUACAGAGGGAGUUAGAGGAGAGCAGUGAGGAGAUCAACCAAUGGAAGGAGAUGUUCCAGAAGAACAAGGAGGAACUUCGCAGCACAAAGCUCGAAAUCUUACAGCUCAAGACUGAGAAGGAAGAAUUCGAGGACGAGCUGAGCGAGAUGAAGGAUCGGUUUUCCCUUGUGCAGUCUGAGCUGGAACGAGCAAAAAAGGGCUCUAUGGAGGCCGGAGAGGUGGAGACUACCAAGAGGGAGCUGCAGCGCUCCCAAGAUGAGCUCCGCCAGCUGUCUCAGGAGAAGCAGAAGGCGGAGGAGACUGUGCAGAAGCGAGACCGGGAGCUUUUUGCCCUGAAGGGGGCGCUUAAGGACGAGGUGUCCGGACAUGACCACGAGAUAGAGAAACUGCAAGAGCAGCACAGCCGAGAGCUGCAGCAGACCAAGAAAACCUAUGAAGAAAGGCUGAAGGAGUCGCAGAGCUUCCAGGAUCAGCUUCACCAGAUGUCUCAGGAAAUGCAGAGGGUGGAGGAGACUCUGUACCAACGGGACAGGGAGCUCUCUGCCCUGAAGGGGGUGCUGAAGGACGAGGUGUCCGGACACGACCGCGAGACAGAAAAACUACGAGAUCAGUACAGCCGUGAAGUUCAGCAAACCAAGAGCGACUACGAUGAGCUUCUCAAGAUAAAGAAGAAGAUGGAAGACGAGAAGGCGGAGUUUGACCGCACGCGGCAGAUCAUUGAAAACCAUCUGCAGGAUGCGCGGGAUGAAAACGACGACCUUAGGAGGCAGAUCCUGGGGCUGGAGUCUCAGGUGAAGGAGUUGAAGACGUUCUGUGAUGACCUUCAGAGGGCCGAGGGUCGCCUUAAGGAAAAGAUCGGCAGAAUGGAGACUGAGAAGAAGAGGAUGGAGGAUUCUCUGGGGCAAGCCACAGACCAAGAACAUGAAUUUGCCAUGACAAAACGGGAGAUGGAGAACCGGCUGGACGAGGCUCAGAGGAGCCUGAAAAGGCUGACGCUGGAGUACGAUGAACUACAAGAGUGUUACCAAGAGGAGAUGAGGCAGAAGGAUCUACUGAAGAAGACCAAGAAUGAGCUGGAGGAUCAGAAGAGGCUGCUUGACAAAUCCAUGGAUAAACUGACCCGAGAGCUGGACAGCAUGUCGAACGAGUCCCGGGGUUCCCUCGAGAUGCUGCAGACACAGCUGGAGGAAUAUAAAGAGAAGUCUCGCAAGGAGGUCAACGAGUCACAGAGAGAGGCCAAGGAGAGAGCAGGCGAGGCUGAGAGACUGCAGCUCAAUCUCAACCGGAUGCAAGAAGAGGUGCAGCGGCUGAAGCAAGCUCUACAGGACAGUCAGGUGGAGAGGGAGAAUGCAGUGCUGGACAAGGAGCUGGUCAGCCAACGGCUGCAGAAUCUGGAGCAAGAUGUGGAGACCAAGAGACGUUCUCAGGACGAUCGUUCCCGCCAGGUGAAAGUGCUGGAGGACAAAAUGAAGCGUCUGGAGGCGGAGCUGGAUGAAGAGAAGAGUACGGUGGAGCUGAUGACGGACCGGAUGAACCGCAGCCGAGACCAGAUGGAUCAGCUGAGGGCGGAGCUAAUGCAGGAGCGAACCAGUCGGCAGGACUUGGAGUGUGACAAAGUGUCCCUGGAAAGACAGAACAAAGAUUUGAAGAGCCGUCUGGCCAGCAUGGAGGGGCAGCAUAAGCCCAGCGUCAACUUGUCCCAGCUGGAGGCUAAGUUGCAGGAGGUUCAGGAGAGACUGCAGACCGAGGAGAGGGAGAAGAGCACCUUACUGUCCUCCAACCGCAAGCUGGAGAGGAAGCUGAAGGAAUUGAACAUCCAACUGGAAGACGAGAGACUCCAAGUCAAUGACCAGAAGGAUCAGCUCAACUUGCGGGUGAAGGCUCUGAAGAGGCAGGUGGAUGAGGCAGAGGAGGAGAUCGAGCGCCUGGAAGGGAUGCGAAAGAAGGCCGUACGAGAGUUGGAGGAACAACACGAGAUGAAUGAACAGCUACAGGCCCGAAUGAAAUCACUGGAGAAAGAGACUAGGCGAAAGCCAGUCCGUCCCACCGCUGAUGAUGACUUGAGUUCUGAUGGUGAAUUUGAUGAUGUCAGGACCUCAGUGACAUCGCACUGGGGUGGGAGGAGUCCUGCCGCCUCGCACCUCCCUCAGGAAUUACGCUGACGUCCCGAUUUCGGAAAUUUGUAUGCCAGUCGGGCGUUUGAAGAAGCUACAUUUUUUGUUUUUCAUCUGCAGAAUGAGAAUUCUUUGUAUAUCGGGAGAUGUGAUUUUUGUAUCUGAUCUGCGAGUGCUUUUCAUUUUGUGCGCUGCGUACAGACGCGUUAAUAAAAAUCGACUUGAAUUUGUA
This is a messenger RNA of Rana temporaria (common frog), 4341 nucleotides long. RefSeq names its product cingulin (gene CGN). The transcript is spliced from 23 exons. Gene Ontology annotation, cellular component: myosin complex. Lineage: Eukaryota; Metazoa; Chordata; Amphibia; Anura; Ranidae. The record is from RefSeq and is a predicted model, not a curated record. The coding region runs from base 96 to 4157 and encodes 1353 amino acids.